Molecule: messenger RNA, 1168 nt
Organism: Quercus robur (English oak)
Lineage: Eukaryota; Viridiplantae; Streptophyta; Magnoliopsida; Fagales; Fagaceae
Product: 14-3-3 protein 7
Exons: 7
Coding region: 201-962 (253 amino acids)
Biological process (GO): signal transduction
Cellular component (GO): cytoplasm
Source: RefSeq, a predicted model, not a curated record
CAAAGCAAAGCCCCCAUUUCCAACCGCGAUUCCUUUCCUAUACAAAAUUGACUAUACAGUAGUACAAUAUAUCACAUCCAACGGCCCGAUCGCCUCGUACCGCAUAUCACAGAAAGCAGUUGGUGAAAUCAUAACAUAAGGCUUCCAAAAGAGAAAGAGAGAGAGAGAGAGAGAGAAACAGGGAGCAGAGAAACGAAGCUAUGGAGAAAGAGAGAGAACAUCUGGUUUACUUGGCUAGACUUGCUGAGCAAGCUGAGCGAUACGAUGAGAUGGUUGAAGCAAUGAAGAAAGUUGCUAAACUGGACGUGGAGUUGACAGUGGAGGAGAGGAAUCUGGUGUCUGUUGGGUAUAAGAAUGUUAUUGGGGCAAGAAGGGCAUCGUGGCGGAUCUUGUCUUCCAUUGAACAGAAGGAGGAGGCCAAAGGGAAUGAACAAAAUGUCAAACGGAUUAAGGAGUACAGGCAGAGGGUUGAAGACGAGCUCGCUAAGAUCUGCAAUGACAUUUUGUCAGUCAUUGAUAAUCAUCUCCUUCCAUCUUCCUCAUCUGGGGAAUCAACUGUUUUUUACUAUAAGAUGAAAGGAGAUUACUAUCGAUAUUUAGCUGAGUUCAAAUCCGCUGAAGACCGUAAAGAAGCUGCUGAUCAGUCACUUAAGGCCUAUGAGGCUGCUACUAGUACCGCUGCUUCUGAUUUGGCCCCAACUCAUCCAAUCAGACUUGGCCUUGCUCUGAACUUCUCUGUUUUUUACUAUGAGAUCUUGAACUCCCCUGAGAGGGCCUGCCACCUUGCCAAGCAAGCUUUUGAUGAAGCUAUUGCUGAACUUGAUAGUCUUAAUGAAGAAUCUUACAAGGACAGUACCCUUAUCAUGCAGCUACUUAGGGAUAAUCUCACAUUAUGGACCUCAGAUCUGCCAGAAGAGGGAGGUGAGCAAUCUAAAGUUGAUGAAUCUCCAGCAGAGAGUUAGUUGGGAUAGGAAAGAGUUAUUCUUUGAACCUUCGUUCGUUGAGGGAGGAAUGGUAGGGUGUGCGCAGGGCUUAUUUGCUUACUAGUAGUAGAACAAGGAUUUGUGACUAUUGGCUUGUACUGUUAUCUGCUACUUUAAACUUUACCUUAUCUGCUACAUUUAUGAUUGUGAUGGACAUUUAUGUCAAUGUGAUCUACCUUGUUUAA